Molecule: messenger RNA, 1077 nt
Organism: Rangifer tarandus platyrhynchus (Svalbard reindeer)
Lineage: Eukaryota; Metazoa; Chordata; Mammalia; Artiodactyla; Cervidae
Source: the annotation of a GenBank genome assembly
AUGCCCAGCCUGCCGGCCCUGCUCGCCUUGCUGUUCGUCUGCUGGGCCCCGCUCCGAGCCGCAGCCAGCUCCUGGUGGUCCUUGGCGAUGAGCCCAGUGCAGAGACCUGAGAUGUUCAUCAUUGGGGCCCAGCCUGUGUGCAGCCAGCUCCCGGGGCUGUCCGCUGGCCAGAGGAAGCUGUGCCAACUCUACCAGGAGCACAUGGCCUAUAUCGGGGAGGGUGCCAGGACUGGCAUCAGGGAAUGCCAGCAUCAGUUCCGGCAGCGCCGUUGGAACUGCAGCACCGUGGACGACGCCUCCGUCUUCGGGAGAGUCCUGCAGAUUGGGAGCCGGGAGACGGCCUUCACCUAUGCUGUGAGCGCGGCCGGGGUGGUGAAUGCCAUCAGCCGCGCCUGCCGUGAGGGCGAGCUGUCCACCUGCGGCUGCAGCCGGGCUGCGCGGCCCAAGGACCUGCCCCGGGACUGGCUGUGGGGCGGCUGCGGCGACAACGUGGACUACGGCUACCGCUUCGCCAAGGAGUUUGUGGACGCCCGCGAGCGGGAGAAGAACUUCGCCAAGGGCUCAGAGGAGCAGGGCCGCGUGCUCAUGAACCUACAGAAUAACGAGGCGGGCCGGAGGGCUGUGUACAAGACGGCAGACGUGGCCUGCAAAUGCCACGGCGUCUCGGGGUCCUGCAGCCUCAAGACCUGCUGGCUGCAGCUGGCAGAGUUCCGCAAGGUGGGGGACCAGCUGAAGGAGAAGUAUGACAGCGCGGCCGCCAUGCGUAUCACCCGCCGCGGCAAGCUGGAGCUGGUCAACAGCCGCUUCAAGCCACCCACCCCCGAGGACCUGGUGUACGUGGACCCCAGCCCGGACUACUGCCUGCGGGACGAGAGCACAGGCUCGCUGGGCACGCGGGGCCGCCUGUGCAACAAGACGUCCGAGGGCCUGGACGGCUGCGCGCUCAUGUGCUGCGGCCGCGGCUACGACCAGUUCAAGAGCGUGCGGACCGAGCGCUGCCACUGCAAGUUCCACUGGUGCUGCUUUGUCCGCUGCAAGAAGUGCACGCAGGUCGUGGACCAGUUCGUCUGCAAGUAG